Molecule: messenger RNA, 1542 nt
Organism: Saimiri boliviensis boliviensis (Bolivian squirrel monkey)
Lineage: Eukaryota; Metazoa; Chordata; Mammalia; Primates; Cebidae
Gene: HES1
Product: hes family bHLH transcription factor 1
Biological process (GO): regulation of DNA-templated transcription
Molecular function (GO): protein dimerization activity; DNA binding
Source: RefSeq, a predicted model, not a curated record
GUGGGAAAGAAAGUUUGGGAAGUUUCACACGAGCCGUUCGCGUGCAGUCCCAGAUAUAUAUAGAGGCCGCCAGGGCCUGGGGAUCACACAGGAUCCGGAGCUGGUGCUGAUAACAGCGGAAUCCCCCGUCUACCUCUCUCCUUGGUCCUGGAACAGCGCUACUGAUCGCCAAGUAGCCACAAAAUAUUAUAAUAAACCCUCAGCACUUGCUCAGUAGUUUUGUGAAAGUCUCAAGUAACAGAGACAUAAACAAAAAAUUAUUUUUCGUGAAGAACUCCAAACAUAAAAUUCUCUAGGGAUUAAGAAAAAAAAAAAAAAAAGGAAAAUGCCAGCUGAUAUAAUGGAGAAAAAUUCCUCGUCCCCGGUGGCUGCUACCCCAGCCAGUGUCAACACGACACCGGAUAAACCAAAGACAGCAUCUGAGCACAGAAAGUCAUCAAAGCCUAUCAUGGAGAAGAGACGAAGAGCAAGAAUAAAUGAAAGUCUGAGCCAGCUGAAAACACUGAUUUUGGAUGCUCUUAAGAAAGAUAGCUCGCGGCAUUCCAAGCUGGAGAAGGCGGACAUUCUGGAAAUGACAGUGAAGCACCUCCGGAACCUGCAGCGGGCGCAGAUGACGGCUGCGCUGAGCACAGACCCGAGCGUGCUGGGAAAGUACCGCGCCGGCUUCAGCGAGUGCAUGAACGAGGUGACCCGCUUCCUGUCCACGUGCGAGGGCGUUAAUACCGAGGUGCGCACUCGGCUGCUUGGCCACCUGGCCAACUGCAUGACCCAGAUCAAUGCCAUGACCUACCCUGGGCAGCCGCACCCCGCCUUGCAGGCGCCGCCGCCGCCCCCACCAGGACCCGGCGGUCCCCAGCACGCGCCAUUCGCGCCGCCACCGCCUCUCGUGCCCAUCCCCGGGGGCGCGGCGCCCCCUCCCGGCGGCGCACCCUGCAAGCUGGGCAGCCAGGCUGGAGAGGCGGCUAAGGUGUUUGGAGGCUUCCAGGUGGUACCGGCUCCCGAUGGCCAGUUUGCCUUCCUCAUUCCCAACGGGGCCUUCGCGCACAGCGGCCCUGUCAUCCCCGUCUACACCAGCAACAGCGGGACCUCCGUGGGCCCCAACGCAGUGUCGCCUUCCAGCGGCCCCUCGCUUACGGCGGACUCCAUGUGGAGGCCGUGGCGGAACUGAGGGGCUCAGGCCACCCCUCCUCCCAAACUCCCCAACCCACCUCUUUUUCCCUCUGGACUCUAAACAGGAACUUGGAUACUGGGAGCAAAGGGGACUUUUUUGAUUAAGUGGUUACUUUGUGUAUUUUUAAUUUCUAAAAAGUUACUUUCCGUAGAGAGAGCCGUAUUAAGUGACUGACCAUGCACUAUAUUUGUAUAUAUUUUAUAUGUUCAUAUUGGAUUGCGCCUUUGUAUUAUAAAAGUACAGAUGACAUUUCGUUUUUUACACGAGAUUUCUUUUUUAUGUGAUGCCAAAGAUGUCUGAAAUGCUCUUAAAAUAUCUUCCUUUGGGGAAGUUUAUUUGAGAAAAUAUAAUAAAAGAAAAAAGUAAAGGUU